UGAGUCAGUUGUCAUGGAGCUGACUCAGGUGUGAUGUGGCUCAAGUGUGGAAGCUCAGUUUAGAGUCUUAUUCACAACAACUGAACAAACUCAAUUCAUUGGAGAAGACCAUGCGAUGUGAUUGAACACUGCAGAAAAGUUGUGUGGGUUCCCACUGAUUGAUGGAGUGGACAACAUCACUAUGUCUCACAGACUGACCAAGGAAGAGCUGGAUGAACAGUUUGAGCUGUUCUUAAAAGAGUCUGUUUCAGAUGACUCGGUGGAUUUGGGCGGCUCUGAGAAGCAGCCCUGUGCUAAAAGUGAUGAGAAAUCAGCCCUGAAACCAGCAGUGUCAUGGUGGCAAGAUGAUGAACACAGUGAUGGAGGAACAGGGAGAGGACUGCUGGGUUCGGGGAAGUCCUUCAGAAAGUCUUUGAGGAAGUGUCACCCUAUUCGCGAGGAGGAUGAGGAUCCAGGAGACGCUGGUUUGAAGGAAAAAGGGCUAGAAGCAGUUGUUCUCAGCAGCGUCAACACAGAGACGGAGGAAUCAGUGAUGGUACCAGCAGUGAACAUGACCAGCAUGGGCUUGGAAACUCUGGAUGAAGAAGAAGAGAAAGCAAGUUUUUUUGCACGACUAGAAGCAGGAGCCUCAUCAACUAUAGAUUACUCCAAACUGAACAGAGAGCUGAACAGAGAGUUCCACCAUUGGUCCAGCCGAGUCCAAGCCGACACCAGCGUCAACCCGAGGCAGCGUUCGGAGUUACGGAUAGAGCGGUUGAACCACGAGCUUGCUGCCAAAACGCGAACCAUUCAGGAGCUGAGCCGCACCGUGGAGAGGCUGCAGAAGGAGAGGAGGAGCAUGCUGUCCAUCCCCAACCCACGAGCAGAAACCCAUUCUACAGAGACCAAACGGCAGCCAGGCCCAACAAAGACGCCCUGCUCUGCUACUGCAAGAGAGACAUGUGGAGAGGAGGAAACUUUCCCAGCUGCUCAGUAUGAGAAGACCUACCAGCCCACUGUCUUUGCAGGGAGUCACAUCUCUGAGGUUCUGCAGGAGAGCGAGGCUCUGAGGCAGCGUCUGGAGCUGCUGCAGCUGCAGAGUGAGCAGGAGAAGGAGGCGUUAAAGGCUGAGGCUGCGCAAGCCAAGGAGGAGCUCUGCAGAUAUGAGCUUCUGUGCAAACACAUAGAUGUUUUUCCUGCAGGGCAUCAGUGUGAGUGGACAUCAGGAUAUAAUGUGGUCUUUUAG
Messenger RNA from Toxotes jaculatrix (banded archerfish), 1225 nucleotides. Its product is annotated as centrosomal protein of 162 kDa-like. The coding region runs from base 182 to 1225 and encodes 347 amino acids. The record is from RefSeq and is a predicted model, not a curated record. The transcript has 7 exons. Gene Ontology annotation, cellular component: centriole; centrosome; axonemal microtubule. Gene Ontology annotation, biological process: cilium assembly. NCBI's taxonomy places the organism in Eukaryota, Metazoa, Chordata, Actinopteri, Toxotidae.